Brugia malayi is the source of this 3132-nucleotide messenger RNA. RefSeq lists its product as uncharacterized. Gene Ontology annotation, biological process: mRNA export from nucleus. The record is from RefSeq and is a predicted model, not a curated record. Lineage: Eukaryota; Metazoa; Nematoda; Chromadorea; Rhabditida; Onchocercidae. The coding region runs from base 1 to 3132 and encodes 1043 amino acids. The transcript has 24 exons. Gene Ontology annotation, cellular component: cytoplasm; nucleus; transcription export complex 2.
AUGUCUUCUGGAUCAUUUCCGUUUAUAAUUCCAGAAAGUUUACGACCAAAAAAAGCAUCAAACCCAUCAUCGAAAUUGUCCGUUAUCACACGGAAAUCCUAUACUCUACCAAGACGUAAAGGAUACAACGAUUUGGAUGAUCCACUUGGUCCGUCUUCAUCCUCAACAUGUCCAUCUUCACCAUUCAAGCGUUCAGUCGAUGUAAGGCUUGCAAGUGGCCGGAAUUCCGUAGCACGUGCCGCACGUGUAGUCCGAAAGAGGAUGUCAUCAACACAACAUGCCCAAAAUAUUUCACAAGAUCUGCCUUCAGCAAGUGUAAAACCAUCACUUUUUGGAAGUGUACAACUUGGGAAGCGUUUAAACGCAUCACUUCGUGGUACCUUACACAGUGGUGUCGAUAACAGAUUCACUAGCGUAAUGCGUACAGUUGAGCCAUCAAGGCCGUGGGCACGUGAACCAGCUGUUAAGGAAGAAAAUGUUCCAAAGUUGGAACGACAUACUGAUAAUACAAAAGUAGAAUCGGUGACUGAAAAAGUGUUGCUGCCAAAGGGCGCAGUCGCACGACAGUUGAAACGUAUGAUUGGACGAGUUUGUGAAACUGACUAUGAUAAAUAUCAGUUGCUAGACGAACGUGACCGUUUGAUGCAUAGAGGACGUUUGAAAAGUACCGAUGUUGAUAAUGCAACUGUUAUGCAGGAGGAGCCGCUGCCUCAUGAGCUUAGACCGGCAGAUGUCCUUCAGCGAACUAUGAAUUAUCUUGUCGGAAAAAUUGCUAACCAUGUUCCGGAAACAGAUGAGGAAUUAGCACAAUGGUAUGAUUUUCUGUGGAAUCGAACACGAGCUAUCCGAAAGGACAUAACGCAGCAAAUGAUGGUUAACGAAACUGCUGUUACUCUAAUCGAACAAUGUGUCAGACUGCAUAUCUUUGCAUCCCAUCGUCUUUGUGAAUUGAAUUUCAAUGAAUUCGAUCAAAAAAUGAAUACGGAGAAUUUGUCUAAAAGCUUGCAAAGCUUACGUUAUUUGUAUGAUGAUUUGGCGAAGAAAGGAGUCCAUUAUUCCAGUGAAGCAGAAUUUCGUGCUUACGAAAUUAUGCUUAAUCUCUCGGAUUCCAAUGUAUUUCGACAAGCAUUGACAUAUCGUAGAGAAAUUCUAGAAGCAGGUUCAGUCCGAUUAGCAAUUCGUCUAUUUACAUGCUUACAGAACCAAAAUUAUGUUCGCUUUUUCCGAUUGCUGAAGAAUGAUGCCACUUAUUUGCAGUGUUGUCUUUGUCACCGAUUUUUCAAUCGUAUGCGUCAUCAGGCAAUGUAUGCUAUAUCACACUCAAUAUUCAUAAUGGGAAAGUAUCCAGUGAACAAAUUUGUCCAGCUGUUGGGAUUUGACGACCGUGACGCAUCACUACAGUUUUUGGGUUGCUACAAUGUUCGUCGCAAUAAUGAUAUGGAUACUGGCGAAGAGUUGAUGCAUAUGUCAAAAGCUCAAUUAAUUGAAUCAAUUGAAGAACCUCCAUCGAAAAUUCAUUUAUGGAUUGAGGCGAAACGUGAUGGAUAUUCAAUUCCAGAAGUAUUAAGUGGUUGUCAAGAUGUUGAAGUUGAAAUUGUUACUCCAUUGAAUUCGUUCGACAGAAAUGGUACGUACCUGUUUGAUGUCGUUCUCGAUAACUAUAUUAACGAGAAUGGAGGGGAACAAUUAACGACGGAUGAAGAUGAGACUGUAACUUUCGCAUUUACGUUGCCACAAAAAGAAAAUAAUGCAAUCAGUGUACUGGCGGAGAAGCUAUCAGAUGAGAUCAUAGAAGGAGAAGUUACGAGGUUAUGCAAGCUAGUGUAUAGUAAAUCAUUAGCUCAUUUGCUGACUACUGUAUUAUACGAUAGUAUCUUGGAGGAUUGUUUGAAGCCAUGCUGUCAGGAAGUUAUGAUCGUUGCUAAAUUAUUGCAUCGUCGUAAAUUAGCUGCUGAUGUUGCGAAACAAAGAGAGGAUGAAAUUCGGUUAUUGCUUGAUUCCCUGAACAAAUCAAUCUUGGAUGAAGUUAUUGAUACAUUUAUUCAGGAUAUCAGUAAGAAAUGGAUAAUAAAGUGUCAGCGAGUACAUAACGAAGAACUCAUAGAGGAUAUUGGAAAAAGCUUCCUGAACGAUUUGUUAGCAGGGGUGUUAAUCAAAACAGUCAGGAAAAUAGCAGAAAAAGAAAUAGAAGAAGGUGUGAACUACGUCAAGCAACGUUUGAAGGAUAUAAAUGAACGACUGGAUAAAUUAUGGCUGAAGCAAUUUGUAAAUCGUUGGCGAGAACAAAUAGCUUACAGAAAAGAACAGGAGCGGAAGAAGCUGGAAUUAUUAGGGUCAUUCCCUGUCAUAUUACCAGCUAAAUCUGGGUUAAUUUUUCGUCGAAGAGACGGCUAUUCGUUAGAUGAGGCAUUACAGCUCGAUUGCAGUUCUCUGCUUUUUGAGCAGAAAAUAAACGCUUUUAUUAAAAAAAGACAUGGAAGAAUAGCACGAAAAGUACUAAUGAAAUGGCGUUUAUGGACUCAUUUACAAAUUGAAAAGCGGGAGUUUUUCACUAGUACAUACACAAGUUCACCAUUGAAACGGAAAAGGCUGCAUUCUAACAAUAAUAAUAUUAUUGCAAAAGAAAAUGAUGACAUUCGUUUAGCUGCAGCACUUGCUGAUAUGGAAUGCGAACGAUUGAAACCGUUUUGGGCAACGAAUCAAAUUCGCAAUGAUUUGGAGGAUAAGCGCCAAGUAUCUUGGUAUGAAUCAUUAGCUCAACGUUCAUCAUUAUUGCUGAAUUUUUUCGAUGAACAAACACUUGAAAAAGGAGUAGAAAUAGCGGAACGAAAUAUUCAACGUACUGAUUGCACAGAGAGAUGGAUGACGAAUAAGAACAAUCUUGAAUGCAAUGAAAGUUUAAAUAGUCUAACGUACAAUCCAAGUCAACAACAGUAUUAUAAGAAGAAUAACGAGUUCAGCGUGCAAAAUGAGGGAUAUUAUCUUCCAGCAAAAAGAGAAUGCAAAAAUUUGGAAAACUUGGAGAAGCGACUGAAAGAUUUCAAUAAUGAUCUGGACGAUGCAUUCAGGGACAUGGAAGAAAGAAAUCGACGAUACGAUGAAAUUCUUAAACGUUUAAGUGCCGAUCAAUAA